AUGGAUGCACGGACCAUCCAUUUCCACGCCGUGGAUACGUGGACGGUGGACGUGGAAUGGAUCGCCAGCCUGCUCACAGCGAACACAAAGCCUACGGAAUUGCCCCUUAACUUGAAUGCUGUCCAUGACGCAAUCGAAGCUGCAGCAAGUGUUCGGUUCUUUGGGGGUUCCUCUUUGAGGAUCUUGCGGCAGUUUCUUGAUAAAGGACUGGCUGGCAGAAUCAAAUGCCACUUGCAAGUGGGUUCCUGCGAUAUGUCGGCGAACCUAUUCGCAAAUCAGUUCAAUAUCGCCCUCAACCGAGAGGCUGCCAAAGCAGUGAGUGCUUAA
Fusarium poae is the source of this 327-nucleotide messenger RNA. RefSeq lists its product as uncharacterized. Lineage: Eukaryota; Fungi; Ascomycota; Sordariomycetes; Hypocreales; Nectriaceae. The record is from RefSeq and is a predicted model, not a curated record. The coding region runs from base 1 to 327 and encodes 108 amino acids. The transcript is spliced from 3 exons.